Lachancea meyersii CBS 8951 is the source of this 1686-nucleotide messenger RNA. The record is from the annotation of a GenBank genome assembly. Lineage: Eukaryota; Fungi; Ascomycota; Saccharomycetes; Saccharomycetales; Saccharomycetaceae.
AUGGAGUCAUCUUCACUUGCGACAGAUCUAGUUGAUGGGGAUUCAAAAGAGCCUCCUAUGGCCGAGAACGGACCACUAGAAGACACACAACAGAGCAUCGAUCAGCAGGAACCAGGUUCUUUAUCAGGAGUUCCCGUUGCCUCUCUCGAAGGUGGAGCUGAAAAGUCACAAUCUCCAGGAUUGAAAGAGAGUAGUGAAGCUAAGGCUGCACGUCAACAAUUGAAAGAAGAGCAACGACUCCAGAAAGAGCUCAAGAAAGAACAAGACAAACGCGAGCGCGAGCUAAAGCGCGAAAGAGAGAGACAAGAAAAAGAGCUAAAGCGACUCGAGGACAAGGAACGGAAGGAGAAUGAGAAGAAAGAGCGAGAACUGAAGAGAAUUGAGGAAAAACGGAGCCGGGAGCUCAAGAGAGAGCAGGAGAAGCGAGAACGCGAACUACGGAAAGAGGAAGAAAAACGCAAGAAGCUGGAGGAAAAAGCCAAGCGUGAAGAAGAUAAAAAGCAGAAAGAGGAGACCCAAGACAAAAGUCAAACGAAAAUUGCCAGUUUUUUUAAAAAGUCAAACUCUUCCAAAAACGUCGUAGCCACGAAGACCGAUUUUGAAAAAUGGUUUUUACCCUUCUACGUUAAAGAUGGCAUUAUUAUGGGCCACAGCUUUAAACUUUCUCCCGAUUCAUUGAAAAUCUCAAUCUCGCAAAUAGACGCCCAACUUAAGCUUGACGGCUUUCCUGACCAAAGCAAGGAAUGGCUCCAGUCCCAGAGACCCGCGAAAACUGAAGUAUUAGCGAACACGGCUGUGGAACUUGUUCAGCUGAUGACGAGUAAGAACAAGAGCAAUCAGGAACUGGAUCAAAGGCUGCGACAAGUUCCACAACGGUUUAUCAAAUUUUACGAGAAUGUGCGGCCGCCCUACAUCGGAACAUACUCAAAAUGCUUAGAACUCCCCCGUGACAAUCCCUUCGCAACCGAAGGCACUGGUUUCGAUUACGGCUACGAUUCUGAUUGGGAUUGGGUGAACGAGGAGGAAGAAGAUGGCGGCGAUGUGGAAGAUUUGGAAGAUGGAGAGGAUGAAGAUGAGGACGAAGACCUGGACGACGGCACCGAGGACGAAUUCGAUGGGUUUCUGGACCGAGAAGGCUCGCAAGGCCCGCAGGACGGCAAAAAAUUUCUGGGUCCCUUGAUUCCCAUUGUCAAGCUGCGAUCUAAAAUUGGCCAACUAGAUGCUGAGGACCAACAGUACUUCCAAAUGGUCAGCGUUCAAUAUCUUAUUCCGGAAGAACCUUUCCCAAUAAUUCUCAACCAUACACCUCGCACGGCGGCUGUUACCAAGAAAAGACUAUUGGACUUUGACGCUAAAAUUGACGAGAGCACAGGUACCAUGGAUUCCCAAAGUCUGGAUGACACCACUAAGACGUCAAAUCAGACGUCACAAACCAGUCUAAAAAAACCAAAGACAAUAAUAUCAGACCCGCAAACACUCCUCAAAAUUCUCGCAGAGGUUCACGAGAGCACCUUCUCCUUGGGCACAAUCACAGAAAUUCUCCAGAAGAAGCUUCCGAACCAUACUAAAGUUGCCAUUCGUGACACUAUAAAAGAACAUACAACUCGGCCCUCAGUGAAGGCAGGAAGCUCGCGCAAGUGGCUGGUUAAAAACCCUGAAUUUUGGGAUUCGUUAAAGAAAAAGUGA